This is a messenger RNA of Hippoglossus stenolepis (Pacific halibut), 6444 nucleotides long. RefSeq names its product anoctamin 3 (gene ano3). Gene Ontology annotation, cellular component: plasma membrane. Gene Ontology annotation, molecular function: protein dimerization activity; chloride channel activity. Bases 89 to 3187 code for a protein of 1032 amino acids. The transcript is spliced from 24 exons. The record is from RefSeq and is a predicted model, not a curated record. Gene Ontology annotation, biological process: chloride transmembrane transport. NCBI's taxonomy places the organism in Eukaryota, Metazoa, Chordata, Actinopteri, Pleuronectiformes, Pleuronectidae.
UGCUGGAGGUUUGCGCAUCGCCCGCGAGAUCGUGCGGCGGCAUGAGGGGCUGAGGGAGCGCGCGGACACGACCCAAACACAGUUUUCCAUGUAUUCUGUAAUUCUGCUCCUCGAUACACGGGAUUUAAUAAUCACCGCCGGGAAACAACUGACCGUCACCAUGGUGCAUCACUCGGGUUCAAUCCAGUCCUUCAAGCAGCAGAAAGGCAUGCACACCAGCAUCAGCGAGAUCCUGAAGGAGAAGAGCCUGAAGCCGUCUCGCCGCAGCCUGCCCUGCCUGGCCCAGAGUCAGACUCAUCCAAUCAACCUCAACCACUUCCUGUCUGUGCCUCUGAGCCCGGAGCCCAAACCAGAAGUCGAAGCUCUGAGUCAGAGCAUCAGCACUUCCUGCAGCAUCCUCCCCCCACAGACAGCAGAGGAUGGCAAGGAUCGUUAUACAGAGGAGUCGGAGGUGACUGCGUGUGAAACGAGAGUGGACGAGUCAUUUCUACUACAAAAGCCUUCCAUUCGUGCUAAGUUAGAGGCCCGCACGGAUUCACUUAAGGGAAAGAAACCUGCUCAUUCCUCUGGACUCUUUUUCCGAGAUGGGAAAAAACGUAUCGACUACAUCCUGGUUUACAAGAAGUCCAGUCCACAGGUGGAGAAAAGGUGCACGUUCGAGAAGAACUUACGUGCUGAGGGCCUGAUGUUGGAGAAAGAGCCGUCGCUGACGAACAACGACAUCAUGUUUGUGAAGGUCCACGCUCCUUGGGACACACUUUGCAAAUAUGCAGAGCAGAUGAACAUCAGAAUGCCUUUCAGGAAAAAAUGUUACUUCACAGACUGGAAGAGCAAAGCAUUGGGCAGCAGGUUCCAUCGGAGAUGUCGUCAGAUAAAAAGCUGGCUUCCCAGAAAUCCCAUGAAGCUGGACAAAGAGGCCUUGCCUGACCUGGAGGACACCGACUGCUACACAGCCCCGUUCAGCAGAGCACGCAUGCAUCACUUCACUAUCAACAACCGAGAAACCUUCUUCUCCAAUUCCACCAGAAGCAGAAUAGUCCAUCAUGUCCUGCAGCGCACCAAGUACGAGGAGGGGAAAUUAAAGAUAGGUAUCAACCGGUUAUUGGAAAACAACACCUACGAGGCUGCAUUUCCUCCUCACGAGGUAAGGCAGCUUUUUUAUUUUUUUCACAGAGAUAUGCAUAUUGUCAAACUGUACUUUUCCUCCUGUAAUGUAGAUUCUCUUUUAAACACAUUGUCUCAUCAGGGUGGUUACAAGAGCCGACAUCCUAUCAAGACACACGGAGCCCAGAACCACAGGCAUCUUCUGUACGAGCGCUGGGCCCGCUGGGGCAUCUGGUAUAAAUACCAGCCUCUUGACCUCAUCAGACGUUACUUUGGAGAGAAAAUCGGCCUUUACUUUGCGUGGUUGGGCUGGUACACCGGCAUGUUGAUCCCUGCCGCCCUGGUGGGCGUUUUUGUCUUCCUCUACGGUCUCUUCACCAUGGACUCUAGUCAAGUCAGUAAAGAAAUAUGUGAAGCCAACACUACCACCAUGUGUCCCAUGUGUGAGAAGAACUGUGGCUCGUGGACGCUGAGUGACAGCUGCGUCUACGCAAAGGUGACCCAUCUGUUUGACAAUGGCGGCACUGUGUUCUUUGCAAUCUUCAUGGCUAUUUGGGCCACGGUAUUCCUGGAGUUCUGGAAAAGAAGGAGGGCAGAGCUGACUUAUGACUGGGAUCUCAUUGAUUGGGAAGAGGAAGAGGAGGAGCUGCGGCCUCAGUUCGAAGCCAAGUACUCCAGGGUGGAGAGAGUCAACCCCAUCUCUGGCAAGCCCGAGCCGUUCCAGCCGUUCUCAGACAAACUCAGCCGACUGAUGGUGUCUGUGUCCGGAAUAUUCUUCAUGAUUUCCCUGGUUCUGACGGCCGUGUUUGCCGUGGUGGUUUUCCGCCUCAUAGUGAUGGAGAAGUUUGUCUCCUUCAACUGGAAGUUUGUGAAGAAGAACUGGCAGUUUGCCACCUCCGGCACCGGCGUCUGCAUCAACUUCAUGAUCAUCAUGUCUCUCAACGUGGUGUAUGAAAAGGUGGCCUAUCUGCUGACUAAUUUAGAGCAUCCGCGGACAGAGUCUGAGUGGGAGAACAGCUUCGCUCUGAAGAUGUUCCUCUUCCAGUUCGUAAAUCUGAACAGCUCCACAUUUUACAUCGCCUUCUUUCUUGGAAGGUUUGCUGGCAGGCCCGGAAAAUACAAUAAACUCUUUAACCGAUGGAGACUGGAGGAGUGCCACCCGAGCGGCUGUUUGAUUGAUCUGUGCCUGCAAAUGGGAGUCAUCAUGUUCUUCAAACAAAUCUGGAACAACUUCAUGGAGCUCGGUUAUCCUUUGCUGCAGAACUGGUGGUCUCGCAGGAAGAUAAAGAAAGGAGGUGGAGGAGGGCAGAAUGUAGACAAUAAAGCCCAGCUCCCGCAGUGGGAAAAAGACUGGAAUCUGCAGCCGAUGAACACCCAUGGACUGGUGGAUGAAUACCUUGAAAUGGUUCUCCAGUUUGGCUUCACCACCAUCUUUGUAGCAGCAUUCCCGCUGGCUCCUCUCCUGGCUCUGCUCAACAACAUCAUCGAGAUUCGUCUUGACGCCUACAAGUUUGUCACUCAGUGGAGAAGACCCAUGCCGGCCCGAGCCACUGACAUCGGUAUCUGGCAUGGGAUCCUCGAAGGAAUCGGCGUGCUGGCAGUCAUCACCAACGCCUUUGUCAUCGCCAUCACCUCAGACUACAUCCCCCGCUUUGUGUACGCCUUCAAAUACGGCCCGUGUGUGGACAAGGGGCAUCACCACGAGGAUGAGUGUCUGCGAGGCUACAUGAACAGCAGCUUGUCUGUGUUCGACAUGGGCGAGUUCGACAACAGCAGCCAGUCCAGGUACUGCAGGUACCGGGACUACAGAGCGCCGCCCUGGAGCUCGGUUCCAUACGAAUUCACCCUGCAGUUCUGGCACGUCUUGGCUGCCAGGCUGGCCUUCAUCAUCGUCUUUGAGCACCUGGUGUUUGGGAUCAAGUCCUUCAUAGCGUACCUCAUUCCGGACAUGCCGAAGGGUCUGUGUGAUCGCAUGAGGAGGGAGAAGUACCUGAUGCAGGAGAUGAUGUACGAAGCGGAGCUGGAGCACCUGCAGAAGGAGCGGAAGAAGAACGGACGGGGGUAUCACCACGAGUGGCCUUAGCUUUACCCCCACGUCUCCACUACACGCCUCACAACUCACAGGCACAACCCCUUCCUGCCUGCUUGUUUAUGUAUUUUAGCUUUGAGAGAGUCCAGCUUCACUCGGCUGAUUCUUUUACACCAAAGACACCUUCUUCAGUGACCAGAUCCCUCGCUCCACCCCACCCCCCGCAGGCCUGCUUGGCUUCAGCUCAAGCUCCGACCCGGAACCCUCUCUCACCAUCUGUUGCUCGUCCGGCGUUGGCUCUUUUUCUCGGUUUCUGCCACGCCCCUGAUCCCUCCCCUGGCUGCGUCCAGCAGGUUGCCCUCGGGUCUUUGCUGUGUCAUGGCUUUACUUGAGGGAAAACCUCUGCAAUUGCAACGUCUACUAUGCAGAUCAAGGGCUGCAGAUCACCACUGUUCGCUCUUGGCAUCCAUCCCGCACUCUCCUCUGUGUGGCAGCUAGCACUUCGCUUUGGCUCUGCAGUCCGACGCAGCCCGCAGCAUGGCCGUGUAUUUCUACCACGAGUGGCGUUAUGUGACAGAGCUGCUGUGGCACUUUAAUGUUGCAAAUGUGAUUCUGGUAUUUUGUGGCUACCAAAUAAAAUGGACUGUUCUUGCAAAGUGACUGUAAAUUGCCCUUGAAGCAUGCUGAUUCAAAUUUGCUACCAUUUCAUAGACUGCAACAAAAAAAAAUAACAUAACAACAGCAGCACUCAUCGUUGAGGGUGUGAACAUCCAUUCAGUACAUCCGACAAAGAAUUCUCUAUGGAAUCGUAUAAAGUGCAUGAUAAUUUUGUUUCGUACCUUUCUGACGGAUAAAGCCCCUGUUCUUGAUGCCUGGUUCACACGUGUCUGUACUCGGUGUGUGCUGUCUGUUGAUCUCUGUCUGUGCAACUGCUGAGCUUGACCGUCUUGAGUCGAGAAUCUGUGAACUUUGUGCAAUUUGAUUGUGCCUACAGUUGUGUGCACCACAAUUGUGUCACCAACAUCACGUGUGCCUGUUUGUGCUGCACGUGCUGUUUUUUCUUCAAGUGCAAGGAAAUAUUCUCUCUCUUCGUUUCGUCAUCCAAUCUGCUGUAAACUCUCUGAACCCUCCUGCCAGGAUUUGUUUUGGACGCGAUUCACACCGCAGUACCUGCUCGGGUCUCUGCUAAUGGCUCUGAAACACACGGGCCGUGUACAUUGUAACGCGACUCCCAGCGUGAAGCAAUGUACACACUCGCAUGCAGGAGCUACAAAUCUGCUCUUCCGUUCUGCGCCCGCAGCCUGUUUUUCAUUUGCUGUUGGAAACGCUGAAGCGUGGUUGAAACUUGGAUCACUUGGGCAUACCUGUGGCUUGAAUGUUCAGUUUGCAAAGAACAUCCAUCCACUGUUCCUCACUCCGAAAGUACAGCAAGAGUCUUAACUGCCAGUGUUUCACUGAGCAGAUGUGGUUACAGAGGAUUUCUGACCUUUAUCAGUGUGAAAAUGAGAAAUUAGGUUUUUGAUAAAAGCAGAGUCCUGAUGUUGGGGAUUAGAGCAGCGUGUUUUUAUCCAAUGAGAACUCAGGAUAUCAGGCAGCAUGAGCGACACAUCUGUCUAUGAGGGUGAAUCGUAUAAUGUCCUGUUUCAUUCAUGUUGGUAUCGAAGGUUAUGGAGGAUGUACAGUGAGGUAUUAAUAUUCUUAGUAGGUGAUGAAAACUCCAACUCACCCAGUAAAGGUCCCAGUGGUCAUGUGAGGAUGGUAAAGACCGAGAGUUAACCACAUUAUGCACAGUAAAAAGUGAAAGUAACGUGUGAAGGUGAAGAAAAUCCCUCCCCUGAAUGCAUUGCACAACACUGAGAAACGUAUUCCUCAUUUAGCAAGAAUUGUACAUUAUUUGUAUUGAUUUCCUUUGCUGUUCUUUCUACAUUUUCUGAUGUAUGUAAUGUUUUUUAUACAUUUAAAACUGUGCUAUAUGAGUUCACAUGUUUUCACCCUCAGACCGACAAACGUCCACAUUUCUCAGGUGUCCUCUGAAUGUUUGCUGAUGAUCAAUGUGUUGUCAUCUUUUCUACGAUGCAAUCCAAGCUGUCCUGCUUUUUUUAGAUAUAUAUUUUUGCACCGCGUUACAUUGCAUGACUACACUGCACAUUCACCAAUAAAGGCAUGUUUGAUUUUCUUCUUGCACAAUCCCAGUGAGAUCCUAAGAGCAGAUCGUUAAACAAUGGCAGUUAGAGAUUUAUGAUGCAGGCUAUUGGAUUAAAUAUAAUUGUGUUUUUAUGUCAAUCAUCAUCGUUGCAUUCACAAGAGAGAGAGAUAUUUGUUUAAAAAUCUUAUUCCAAUAAUGUUUAGGAAACUAGUGCAGGUUUUCAGAAUAUCUUCCCUGCUAUGUGAACAUUGAAAAUCUAUGCAUGUUGUUCUCCUCGAGCGCUACAUUUCUUUUUGAAUAGACGCAGAUGUAAAUGUCCUGGUACAUUUGUACUGUAGUGUUAUGCAUGAAAUGACACCUGCUUUGAGCAACUUACAGCAUCUUAAAACAUAUCACCUCCCUUUCCCCCGGUGUUGAUCCUUUCUGGAGGUCAGGGCGAGACAUGUGUACGUUUCUUGAUGUGGCCGAGUUUUAUACUGUUAGAGUGUUUUAUAAAUAAUUAUCGACUCCAGACUGGUUUGUUUAAUCUGUCCUGGACUGAGUUUCAAGGGGAGGUUGAUAAAAUGCAACUCAGACUUGUUUUGUUUGCACACUCAACAGCAAAUUAGAAGUUUGUUUACCCUCUAACAGCUGCAGUGUUUAACCUAUUACGAUAUGGGGUGAUGUCAUGAAUAAUUCCAUGACCUUGUUUCAUUUGCCCGCCUGCUAAUCAUCUCUGGAUGGAUCUCUCUCCCGUUUUCUUCUCUUUCUCUGAGAGCAUCAGCUCACGUUCUCCCCGAUUCAAAUGCUGCACAGCAGUGGCGAGGUGUUUCUCAGGCCUUCUGCUGUUGGCAAUAGCACAACAUGGGUAUUGUGUAAUAAGUAAUAACGGCAUGACCUUGCACAUCUCUGAAAAAAAUAGCGGUCGAGAGAGGAUCAAGCGUUCUGCUCGAUGCCGCGCCUCCUAAUAGGAUGAUGUACCUGAUGUGGAAGCACAGUGACAUUUUCAAGAUUCAACUGUACAAUACGAUGGUAUCAGUGGUGACAUGAAGUGUAUUAGUGACAUUGUUUACUUCGUUCCUGUUUACAUGUAAAAACAUACUGAAAUGUAUAAAUAAUAUGACAUAAAAUUAUUUGGAUAUCACUCUUUUUCUGUAAUAAAUCAUGGAUUGUAUCUUUCAAAUCA